AUGUGAUUGGUUGGGGUUAUUUAUGUGAUUGAUUGAUGUGAUUGGUUGAUGUAAUAGAUACAAUGAGUGAUCUGUGUGUUGGCAUUCUUCAUGUGAUGGAGCCAUUGGAGUGGGGCGUGAUCGGACCACAGGGAAAAAGGGCACCCCAGUAGGUAGUACCAAUGGGUGAGGACCGCCCACUUGAUGGCCAGACACUCCUUCUCAAUCAAGCUGUACUUGGUUUCCCUUACCGAGAGUGUCGGGUGCUCCUGCCCCUGCACCACCUGGAACAAAACGGCCCUCAGCCCAUCUUGUCAGUCUAUAGAACAAAAUGGAGAGAUAAGUCAGAGGCAGAAGAGGAACCAGAGGAGGAAGAAGCCUUCAGACAGGAGGAUGAAGAGCAGCAGGAAUACACGGAUUAUCAAGAAGAAAACCUGGAAGAAGAGGAGGAACGGCCACGUCCCAGGCCGAUGGUUCCUCAACUCGCUCCUCCGAAGAUCCCUGAAGGACAAAAAGUCGACUUCGAUGACAUUCACAGGAAGAGGAUGGAGAAAGACCUGCUGGAGCUACAGACACUGAUUGAGGCUCACUUUGAGCAGAGGAAGAAGGAGGAGGAGGAGCUGAUCGGACUGAAAGAGCGAAUUGAGAGACGGCGCUAUGAGAGAGCCGAGCAGCAGCGUGUCCGAGCCGAGAAAGAGCGAGACCGGCAAACACGCAUCGCUGAGGAACGUCAGAGGAAGGAGGAUGAGGAGGCGAAGAAGAGAGCAGAUGAUGAGGCUAAGAAGAAGAAAGUUUUGUCCAACAUGGGAGCCAAUUUUGGUGGCUUCCUCACUAAGGCGGAGCAGAGACGAGGGAAGCGUUUGACUGGGAGGGAAAUCAAGCGGAAAACUUUAUCAGAAAGACGAACAGCUCUCGGCAUUGACAAUUUGAGAGAGGACGGACUGCGGCAGCGAGCGCAGGAGAUGUGGGAGUGGAUUUAUCAGCUGGAGUCAGAGAAGUUUGACUUAAUGGAUCAGAUGAAGAGGCAGAAGUACGAGAUUGUGGUCCUGCUCAACAGGAUUUCACACGCCCAAAAGUUCAAAAAGGUCCAUGGAAAGGGAAAAGUGGGAGGUCGCUGGAAAUAAACUGACUUGUUCAUAUAAAGCAGAAGUUAAAAAACGGAUGAAGAAAAAACAGAAAUGAAAUUAGACAUGAAAUGGAAUGAAAAAACCUCUUCCUCUUCACUCAUUCACAGAAUCUGCACUCGUCUUUAAUGUCCAAAAGGAAGUCUUCAGAAUAAAAACAUUCUCUAAUCUA
This is a messenger RNA of Ictalurus furcatus (blue catfish), 1275 nucleotides long. It is a transcript of the gene tnnt1, whose product is annotated as troponin T type 1 (skeletal, slow). The transcript has 13 exons. The coding region runs from base 162 to 1103 and encodes 313 amino acids. Gene Ontology annotation, cellular component: troponin complex. The record is from RefSeq and is a predicted model, not a curated record. NCBI's taxonomy places the organism in Eukaryota, Metazoa, Chordata, Actinopteri, Siluriformes, Ictaluridae. Gene Ontology annotation, molecular function: tropomyosin binding; troponin T binding. Gene Ontology annotation, biological process: regulation of muscle contraction; slow-twitch skeletal muscle fiber contraction; sarcomere organization.